UUCUCCCGCGUUAAACGAAUGUCUUUAUUGCAUUUAUUUUUUGUUUCUUAGUUUUAUGUUGCCCAGGGUAGAAUAUGCGGAGAAGUUUUGCUCCUAGUCAAUUGGCAAAGAGGAAAACAUCUCCUCCAUUGCUUCCUAUGAAACGAAAUAGGAAUAUUGAUUCUCAAACAUUAAAAGAUAAUAACGGAGAAAGAAAACCCGGCGAUUAUAAAACUGGAAGUGAAGACGCAGUUGGUAAAGAAAAUAUUAGUCAUGAAGAAUUAAUCAGACAAAUACUUUCUAAGCCAUUUCGAGUUCCGAUUCCUAAUUAUAAUGGUUCAUAUCGACACCGUACUUUGGGUCUUCGGCGAUCUGGAGUUAAAACGGCAUUGCAUGAUCCCGACGAAGAGGGCUCAUUAGUGUUAUAUACUCCUGUUGCAACAACCGUUCAUGAACAACUUCUGAAAACAACUACUGCAAAAGUUGAUGUACAUGUUGUAGUCGAUCCUUUAUUAUCUAAAAUUUUACGACCUCAUCAACGUGAAGGCGUGAAGUUUAUGUGGGAUUGUAUAACUGGACUGCAGAUCGAAAACAGCUAUGGUUGUAUUAUGGCAGACGAAAUGGGACUUGGUAAGACUCUGCAGUGUAUUACUUUAUUAUGGACAGGCCUACGCCAAGGCCCAUCUGCAAAGCCUAUUAUAGAGAAAGCUAUUAUUGUAGCUCCCAGCAGCUUAGUGAAAAACUGGGAGAGAGAAGUUGGAAAGUGGCUUGGUGGCAGGGUAAGUGUACUUGCCAUAGACGGAGGAAGUAAAAGUGAAAUCGACAAGAAGUUGGAAAGUUUUGUAUAUGCUGUUGGGAGAGCUGUCAUACCAAUUUUAAUUAUUUCUUAUGAAACUUUUCGACUUCAUGCGAGUGUUUUGUACAAGACUGAAAUUGGUUUGGUGAUUUGUGAUGAAGGCCACAGACUUAAAAAUUCAGAAAACCAGACAUAUCAAGCUCUUGAUAAAUUAGUGGCUAAAAGAAGAGUAUUAUUGUCUGGUACUCCAAUCCAAAAUGAUCUUCUUGAAUAUUUCAGCCUUAUACAAUUUGUUAACAAAGACAUAUUAGGGACUGCUCAAGAGUUCAAAAAGCGAUUUGAAAGGCCAAUUCUUCGAUGCCGUGAUAUUGAUGCUACUGCUGAAGAACAAGCAAAAGGUAAAGAAAAACUAGAGGAAUUGAUUGCCAUUGUAAAUCGGUGUAUGAUUAGAAGAACAUCUCAAUUACUGUCUAACUAUCUUCCAGUAAAGAUUGAGCUUGUAGUUUGUUGUGAAAUGACAGAUUUACAGAAGAGCUUGUACAGUCACUAUGUAAAUUCUCAAGCUGUUUCCAAAGCUCUGGACUCAAACAGCAAAAUAAGUGCUCUUUCAGCUGUUACAAGUUUGAAAAAAAUUUGCAAUCAUCCAGAUUUGAUUUUGGAACUGGCCCAGCAAAACAAAGAUGGUUUAGGAUGUUGUUUGAAAUUAUUUCCUUCUAAACAUAAUGGUAAAAAUUUAGUCCCAGAAUUAUCUGGUAAAAUGAAAGUUCUGGAUGGUAUUUUAGCAGUUGUUAAGGCUACAAGUAAUGACAAAGUUGUCUUGGUUUCCAAUUACACUCAAACUUUAGAUUUGUUUGAAAAGCUGUGUCAGUUGAGGAAUUAUACAUUUGUUCGUUUAGAUGGGACUAUGACUGUGAAGAAACGUGGAAAAAUUGUUGAGAAUUUCAAUGAUCCUAAUAGUGGUUUGUUUAUAUUUAUGUUAAGUAGCAAAGCUGGUGGGUGUGGUUUAAAUUUGAUUGGUGCUAACAGGUUAAUAAUGUUUGAUCCUGAUUGGAAUCCAGCGAAUGAUGCUCAAGCUAUGGCACGAGUUUGGAGAGAUGGUCAAAAGAAGGAAUGUUUUAUAUAUCGUUUGUUAUCCACUGGAACCAUUGAUGAAAAGAUUCUUUUGCGACAAACCCACAAAAAAGGUCUUAGUAGUUGUGUUGUUGAUGAAGAAGAGGUUGAACGGCACUUCAGUCUUUCAGAACUUAAAGCUUUAUUUCGUUUAGAGUCGGAUACUUUGAGUGAUACACAUGACAAAAUUCGAUGCUCUCGAUGUGUGAAUGGCAUUCAAGUAACACCACCUCCAGAAAGUGCAACCUGCAAUAAUGAUUUGUCACAAUGGCAUCAUUCUAAAGACAAAAAGAAUGUUCCAGAUCAUGUUCUUAAAUCUUGUUGGAAUACUGGUGUCACUUUUGUAUUUUUCCAGAAAUCUCAUGAAAAACGAUAUAUACCUUAAAAUAUUAUCAAAUACUAUGGCAUAAGGAUCUUUUUAUUUCAUUUUAUUGAAAAAUCUUUAGAAUACUCAAGUUUCAUUCUGUUAAAGCUGGAUAUUUUAUUUACAGAACAUUUAAUGUUUAUGCUGACCUUACUGCAUUCAAGUAACAUUAUUAACUGAAUGUAUUUUUGAGGAUUUGCCAUUAUUGCAUUGUUUUAAGGACAAAGAGAAUGUCCUAAAUUAUUUUGUUAGCAUUUUUUACAGCACUUAAUUUAAUAUUGUAUAUAUGUUCUACAUUAUAAUAAA
Messenger RNA from Argiope bruennichi, 2555 nucleotides. RefSeq names its product DNA repair and recombination protein RAD54-like (gene okr). Gene Ontology annotation, molecular function: ATP-dependent chromatin remodeler activity; DNA translocase activity; ATP binding. The record is from RefSeq and is a predicted model, not a curated record. Gene Ontology annotation, cellular component: nucleus. The transcript has a single exon. Gene Ontology annotation, biological process: double-strand break repair via synthesis-dependent strand annealing; reciprocal meiotic recombination. Bases 75 to 2270 code for a protein of 731 amino acids. Lineage: Eukaryota; Metazoa; Arthropoda; Arachnida; Araneae; Araneidae.